Cydia amplana is the source of this 3186-nucleotide messenger RNA. RefSeq names its product alpha-aminoadipic semialdehyde synthase, mitochondrial (gene LKRSDH). Bases 243 to 3035 code for a protein of 930 amino acids. NCBI's taxonomy places the organism in Eukaryota, Metazoa, Arthropoda, Insecta, Lepidoptera, Tortricidae. Gene Ontology annotation, cellular component: cytoplasm. Gene Ontology annotation, molecular function: saccharopine dehydrogenase activity. The record is from RefSeq and is a predicted model, not a curated record. The transcript has 20 exons.
AUGCUGCAAGACCCGCUAAGAAUGACGUAUGAUUGGGCCGACUCCAGGCCGAGAAUCAAAUAUAUAAUGAGCUAUCAUUAUCACGAAGUGAUAACGGCAGUCGAUUGUUAUUCUCAACUAAGGAGCUCCUUACUCUAAAUAAGAUUAUACACAAAUAGUUUACCCACGCGCUUCGUAUGAAGCACAUUGGAUCUGUGGCUCAUUAUAUUUACCAAUUAAUUUAGUAUAAUUAUAAUAGGAAAAUGUUACAUAAAUCGGCUGCGCUGCGCUCGAAGCGCAUACAUCACAUGGCAUACUAUUCGACAGCAAAUAAGUCACGGAAAGUAAUAGCCAUCCGACGCGAAGACCAGUCAGUAUGGGAGCGGCGGGCGCCAUUCGCUCCGUUAAACGUGAAUCGCUUCGUGCGGAACGGAGUCAAGGUCAUCGUACAGCCCUCCAACAGGCGCGCUUACCCCAUGCAGUCCUACAUAAGCGCUGGCGCAGUGAUCCAAGAAGACAUCAGCGAAGCCAACGUGAUCUUCGGCGUGAAGCAGACCCCCAUAGACCUCCUCAUCCCGAACAAGACUUACUGCUUCUUUUCGCACACCAUCAAGGCACAGGAAGCUAAUAUGCCCAUGCUGGAUGCCAUUUUGGCUAAGAACAUCAGACUGAUAGACUACGAAAAGCUGAUGGACGAUGCAGGCAACCGGGUGGUAGCGUUCGGCAAGUACGCGGGCGUCGCGGGCAUGAUCAACAUACUACAUGGACUGGGGCUGCGACUGCUGGCGCUGGGGCACCACACACCCUUCAUGCACAUUGGACCAGCGCACAACUACCGCAACUCCAGCAUGGCGCGGCAAGCCAUCAGAGACGCCGGGUACGAGGUGGCGCUCGGCAUGAUGCCUAAAUCACUGGGACCGCUGACGUUCGUGUUUACCGGCUCAGGAAACGUUUCCCAGGGAAGUCAAGAAAUAUUCUCAGAGUUACCUCACGAAUACGUUCCACCGGAAAUGCUCAGAAAAGUAGCGGAACACGGAAGUCCAAACAAGAUCUACGGGUGCGAGGUGCGCCGGCGGCACCAUUUGGAGAGGAAAAAUGGCGGCGGUUACGAUGCGCAGGAGUAUGAAGAACACCCUGAGCGAUACAUCUCUACCUUCGCGCAAAAGAUAGCGCCAUACACGUCUGUCCUGGUGAACUGCAUCUACUGGGCGGUGGACAGCCCCAAGCUGCUGACCAUCCCCGACGCCAAGCACCUCCUCAUCCCCUCCAACACGCCCUGGCUGCCCAAGAGCAUUGGCGCCCCCGCUCUGCCGCACCGAAUGCUGGCCAUUUGCGACAUCUCAGCGGAUCCAGGCGGUUCCAUCGAGUUCAUGAACGAGUGCACCACCAUCGACACGCCCUUCUGUCUGUAUGACGCCGAUCGGAAUAAGGACACUAAAAGUUUCAAGGGCCCCGGCGUGCUGGUGUGCUCCAUCGACAACAUGCCGACGCAGCUGCCGCGCGAGUCCACGGACUUCUUCGGAGACCUGCUCUUCCCCUACGCCGAGGACAUCAUGAAGUCUGAUGCUUCGCGGCCCUUGGAGGAACACAACUUCUCGCCCGUCGUUCAAGGAGCCAUAAUCACGAGUAACGGCACACUGACGCCGCCUUUCGAAUACAUUAACGAAUUGCGAUCAUCAAACAAUCGAUCGCGCCACAAGGUGGAAGGCAACGACCAGCAGAACUCGGUGGUCAUCCUGGGCAGUGGACUGGUGUCAGCUCCCGUGGUCGAGUACCUCGCGAAGGAGAAAAAUAUCUCUGUUACUAUCGCGUCUCAAGUAAAGGAGGAGGCGGAUGCGCUAGCUGAGCGCUACGGCGUGCGCUCCGCGUUCCUGCAGGCCGACGACGACGCGGCGCUCCGCGCCAUGGUGUCGCGCGCGCGGCUCGUGGUGUCCCUGUUGCCGUACGAACUGCACGGGGCCGCCGCGAGAGCCGCCAUCGAAGCCGGAGCGCAUAUGGUCACGGCGUCUUAUGUGAGGCCUGAGGUGCAGGAGUUACAUAGCCGUGCUAAGGAGGCCGGAGUGACGAUCCUCAACGAAGUCGGCCUGGACCCCGGCAUCGACCAUCUCCUGGCUCUCGAGUGCAUCCACGACGUCCAGAACCAUGGCGGAAGAGUCGACUCCUUCGUCUCUUACUGCGGAGGUCUGCCGGCGCCCGAGUUCAGUGACAACGCUCUGAGGUACAAGUUCUCAUGGAACCCGCGAGGCGUGCUGCUCAACACAAUCUCCGCGGCUAAAUACUUGAGCAGAGGACAGGUAGUGGAGGUCCUCAGCGGCGGCGAGCUGAUGUCCGUAGCUCGCGAACUAGACUUCCUACCCGGCUUCGCCUUCGAGGGCUUCCCGAACCGAGACAGCACGCAGUACGCCAAGCUGUACGGCAUCGAGGACGCACACACCAUCUUCAGAGGCACCAUCCGCUACAGAGGUUUCGCUGAAACAAUGAUCGCUAUGCAGCUGUUCGGUUUGGUGGACCCGAACCCGCACCCCUCACUCCAUCCAGAAGGACCUGAAAUUACUUGGCGUCAAUUCGCCUGCGAGCUGCUAGGCCUCACCGACUCGUCCAUCUUCUAUGAGAACCUGAAGACGCGCCUCACGGAGCGCAUCGGCGGCGCCGGCGCGGCCGGGCUCGAGUCUCUGGGGCUUCUCGAGGAUAGCGUUAUUGUCAAGAGGAACACGCCGCUCGACACUGUCAGCCAUUACUUGACUAACAAGUUGAAAUUAGGCGGCGACGAGACAGACUUCGUGGUGCUUCGGCAUGAAGUUGGCGUGACAUGGCGAGACGGGCGCAAGGAGAGGCGAGAGGUCACCAUGACAGUUCGUGGCGAUCCGUCGGGAUACACGGCUAUGGCGCGCACCGUCGGGCUGCCCACUGCCAUUGCCGCCAAGAUGAUCAUAGACGGUGAAAUUCAAGAGCGUGGCGUUGUGCUUCCCUUCGCACCGGUAGUCUACAAGUCGCUGCUGUCGCGGCUGCGCGCGCAUGGCGUCACAGCUCGCGAGAUAUGCCGCCCGCUCAACUAAACAUCAUAUGUUAGAGCGGGAUAGCAGCAUGUGUUGUGCUUCCCUUCGCACCGGUAGUCUACAAGUCGCUGCUGUCGCGGCUGCGCGCGCAUGGCGUCACAGCUCGCGCGAUAUGCCGACCGCUCAACUAAACAUCAUAUGUUAGAGCGGG